Molecule: messenger RNA, 1390 nt
Organism: Drosophila grimshawi
Lineage: Eukaryota; Metazoa; Arthropoda; Insecta; Diptera; Drosophilidae
Product: aminoacylase-1
Exons: 4
Coding region: 90-1292 (400 amino acids)
Biological process (GO): amino acid metabolic process
Cellular component (GO): cytoplasm
Molecular function (GO): aminoacylase activity
Source: RefSeq, a predicted model, not a curated record
AGCAGACUUAAAGCACCAUUCAAGCACGUAGAACGUUCUGUUUCUGUACACAAAGUCUUAAUUGACAAAUAAACAAAGGACUUUUUAAAAUGAGCACAACUCGUUGGGAAAACGAUGAAGAAAUUCAAAUCUUUCGUGAAUAUCUGCGAAUUCCUUCGGUUCAUCCAAAUAUCGAUUACACCGCUUGUGUGGAUUUCUUGAAACGUCAGGCAAGUAGUUUGGAUCUUCCCGUGGAAGUGGUUUAUCCCCAAAACGGGUUGAACCCCGUUGUUGUUAUGAAAUGGCUUGGCAAACAACCUGGACUGCCUUCCAUUCUUUUAAAUUCCCACAUGGAUGUUGUGCCCGUAUUUCCAAGCAAGUGGACUCACAAACCUUUCAGCGCCGAUCUAGAUAACGAAGGUCGCAUUUAUGCUCGUGGCUCACAGGACAUGAAGUGUGUUGGAACUCAAUAUCUUGGAGCCAUUCGCUUCCUCAAAGCCAGUGGCUUCCAGCCAAAACGUACGGUGUAUCUCACCUUUGUACCUGAUGAAGAAGCAGGCAUUAUUCCGGGUUUGAAACUGCUGGUCCAAAGUGAAUACUUUACGAAAAUGAAUGUUGGAUUUAGCUUUGACGAGGGCAUUGCCAGCGAGAAUGAAACCUUCUCCGUUUACUAUGCCGAGCGGACUCUGUGGGCUCUUAGAUUUAAGAUCAGUGGCACUGCUGGCCAUGGAUCCCUUCUGCUAGAGAAUACUGCAGGCGAGAAAUUCAACUACAUUCUAAAUAAGAUGAUGGAGUACCGUGCAUCACAGGUGAAGCGACUGGAAGACCCCACCAUUGACAUUGGAGAUGUAACCACAGUUAAUGUCACCCAAUUGAAAGGGGGUGUGCAGAGCAAUGUGGUACCACCCUUGCUGGAGGUGGUCUUUGAUAUUCGAGUUGCCAUAACUGUGGAUGUAGCCGCCUUCGAGAAGCAAAUUCGCGAUUGGUGCGAAGAGGCUGGAGGUGGUAUUGAACUAGAUUUCGAGUGGAAGGAACCUUACGUAGCUCCGACCAAAAUCGAUCCCUCAAAUUCAUAUUGGGUGGCCUUUAAGCAAGCUCUCGAUGAACUUGGUCUGAAGACUCGUCAACGGGUUUUCCCAGGUGCCACUGACAGCCGCUACGUUCGACAUGUUGGUAUUCCGGCAUUGGGUUUCUCACCUAUUAACAAUACGCCCAUUUUAUUACACGACCACGAUGAAUACCUGCGGGCAGAAACCUAUCUGCAGGGUAUUGAAAUUUACAAGAAACUGAUUGCCGCUGUUGCCAAUGUCUAAGGGUAAUAACAUAAAUAUUAUUGAUCUGUUUUAUAUUUGAGCAAUGUGAUUAUUAUAUGUAUGAUUUUCCAUGAGAUAAAUAAAUCACCUUGUCCACA